GUGAGCAACAAAUACUAGCAGCGCAGUAGAGUUGCAGCAUAAUAGACCGUUUGUGAUUAACUUUUAAAGGUAAGACGUUUAAAGAUUUAGAUUGGAUAAUAUCAGCACAUCUGAAUCCAAUGAACAUGUGCAUUAAAGCAUGUUAGUGGAUUAUCCCCCACUAAAUUAGUAGAUUUAGGGGACGCUAACAGAUUAGGCUAGGAUACCGGAUACAGUUAGCAACACACGUGAAACUUUAACAGUUGUCCCUCUGGAGUCGGCGCCCGCGGAUCUGCGUGGAAGUGCGUCUAUUUUACGUAUUUAAUCGUAUAUUUUCGAUUAUAGGGAGUAUGAUUCCGAUAACCCAGGAAUCGCUGGAACUGUAGCUUUCCCGCGGUACCUCUUGUGAGACUCACAGCAGCCAAUAGCAGCUUGACUUUGUGUUACACUGUGUGGGAUUGGUGGAUUCGUGUGUCCGUCAAGCCAUUUCGGUCUGAAAUGACCAAUGGACACUCAUGAAAUCACUAAGGACCUACCCACCAAGAAAAAAAAACAUUUAACACACGUGUCUCCCAUCAGUUUGUCUGUGUGUGGAAGAGAGAGAGGAGACAGAAACAUGGCUAAAACCACAGUUGCCGCUGAGCUAGAGAUAAUUUUGGCUAGCAGUAGUGAAGAUGAUGGCGAAUCAGAACCUGAAGGCUUUGACUCUUCGGAAGAAGAAGACUACUGGGAUAACAAGGAUCCAUUUGAAGAUGGAGAGGAUUCACAGCAGCCAAAACCUCCAUCGGUGCCUGCCACCAUGUCAAGAUCUACCGUGGAUCAAGGUCCAGCAAAGAGGACUCGUAGAGAACACAUACUUCCCACACAGCCAAUAGCAGGCCAUGCACAGUCAUCCCCACCUACACAGCAGUCAGCUCCACUGUCUUGGAAGACAGACAAAGACCCCGACACUGCCCCCCCUGUCCCCAGUUUCAAUCCUGCUCGCACACCCGGGCCACAGCUCAGCUCCAGAUGGAAAUACAAACCAUUUGACCUGUUCAAACUUUUUUUCAGUGCACAAACAGUACAGACAAUUUGUAUCAACACAAACAAACAAGCUGCAAAGCAGAUGGGAAAGGGAAAAAAAUACAAAUGGAUUGAUUUGACUGUAGAUGAUUUUUAUAAAUACAUGGGGCUGCUUCUAUACAUGGCCCUGCUGAAACUGGACACGGUAUUGGAUUACUGGAGGCAGGAUCAUUUUUUGUCAGUGCCUCUGCCAGCACAGGUCAUGACACGUGACAGAUACAGGACAAUAUCCUGGAACCUGCAUCUCAGCGACCCUGAUGAGGAUGUCCAGAACGACAGCAAAAAGGGCACACCUGAUCAUGACAGACUGUUCCGAUUGAAACCCCUCAUGGACAGCAUCAAGACUGCGUGUAUGUCCUAUUACCAUCCCCAUAAAUACCUGGCUGUGGAUGAGAGGAAGCUUGACUCCAAGGCCAAGACUGUAAUUACCCUGUACAUGAAGGCCAAACCUACCAAGUGGGGAUUCAAGCUGUUCGCCUUAACCGACUCGAAGAAUGGCUACACAGUAGACUUUUCCGUUUACACUGGCAAAAGCGACAUCUGCUCCGGACAUGGCUUGUCGUAUGAUGUGGUAAUAUCUCUGGUGCAUGCAGGUUACCUUGGAACAGGUUACCAUAUUUACAUGGACAAUUAUUACACCAGCCCGAAGCUGUUCAAGGCUCUCCAUGCCCUAAAGUUCGCUGCCUGUGGGACCUACAGAGAGACCUGCAAGGACUGCCCAAGGACACAGACUAACGCUCUAACAGCAAAAUCCAAAAGAGGCUCCCUAAGAUGGAUCAGGGAGGGCCCCCUGGUAUUUGUCAAAUGGAUGGACAACAGGGAAGUAUCCGUCUGCUCCACCAUCCAUGAAGCAUACUCUGGCAACACAGUGCAGAGAAAGCAGAAGCAGAGGGAUGGCUCCUGCACCCAAGUAGAGACCCCCUGUCCCACACCUGUUGCCGAGUACAACGAACACAUGGGUGGAGUUCAUCGGUCAGAUCAGCUUAUACACCACUACUCUGCAAAGCACAAAACCAUGCGCUGGUACAGGAGCAUAUUUUAUCAUUUCCUGGACAUUGCCACUACAAACAGUUACAUUUUGUACAAGGAAAUCUCUCUGUCACAAAAGAAAAGGCCCAUGACACGCAGAGCAUUCAUGGGGGAGCUGAGUGCUGAGCUCUGUGGCAAGCCUCUCCAUACACCGCCUGCCCGGGGACCUGCAUCUCAUCUUCCUGUGUCCAUUGCUGAUGUCAAGGCAUCAGGCAUCAGCCGAAAGGCCACCACAGGACGCAGGAGAUGCGAACACUGCCACAUCCAAGGCUUGAGAAAGGACACGCCUUGGAAGUGCAAGCAGUGUGAUGUGGCCCUUUGUCUCUUAUUGGACCGCAACUGCUUUGAGGCAUGGCAUGAGGACUGAAUCGGAGUGAACGUGUUUUUAGAAAUGGUUGAGAAUAAAGUUCUGAUGUAUUGUA
Messenger RNA from Trematomus bernacchii (emerald rockcod), 2495 nucleotides. RefSeq names its product piggyBac transposable element-derived protein 4-like. The record is from RefSeq and is a predicted model, not a curated record. The transcript has 2 exons. Bases 485 to 2440 code for a protein of 651 amino acids. Lineage: Eukaryota; Metazoa; Chordata; Actinopteri; Perciformes; Nototheniidae.